AUGUCGCCUCCCCAAUCCCCCCGAUACUCCAAGAACCAAAUUCAGUACUACACCUCCCCCUUCGCCAAGUUACGAGCCACACGCCUAACCAAAAGUCUCCAAAACACAACGAUAAAACUCGGCCCCUUGAACAAUUGUCACAUCGAAAAAGGAGCCGACUCCCUCUCCGGGAUCCGCGAACGGAAGACAAACCAACGAGUAGAACUCGAGUACGUAGGCGACUACAAAAAAACCCGCCUCACAUCCCUCGCCGCAAAAUUCGUCCACAAACACUGCACGUCCACGAAAAAGGUCGUCACUGCCGCCGUCAACUCCGUUAUCCACCAAUCCUCACUCGAUUAUCAGAGAAUGAAGCUGCUUCAAGCAGCCGCAGAAGACGGAGGAAAGAAAAAUAGACUCCUGCGAGACUUCGAACCAGAAGCUGUGAGGAUGCUAAUCCGCAUCAGUGCCGCCCUCCCCAGAGCAGAGAUUGAAAACGCAUUCAAGGCCCUUUCCCAACCAACUUGGCACCUCGGCACGGCGCUCUACGCAGAAGACCAGAUUCGCGAGGAAGAUGUAAAUAGCGUCUACAACGCGAGCUUCCUCGGUCGACCGACUUGUAUCAUUAGUCCUCCUUCUUCCCUUACCGACCCCGCUCUCGUCGCUGCAAUUGAAACAUUCCGUGCUUGUCCCAGGGAUGAGGAUCCGGAGAAUGUUAAGAGAUUGAAUCGGGAGCUGAAAAAACCUUCCAGACAUCCUGGGGAGUAUUUGGAGAGUGUGCAGACGGGGGAUAUUAUCCGGUUCUCGUGGAGACGGGGGGAUAGUGCGGUGCAUUCGAGUGGGAAUCGGGAUGAGGGGAGGAUCGUGGUGUUGCUUUCUUUUGGGAGGAGUGGGGAGCUGGUGGGCAGGUGGGAGGUGGGGUAUCGGUUGCAUUGA
This is a messenger RNA of Hymenoscyphus albidus, 915 nucleotides long. The record is from the annotation of a GenBank genome assembly. Lineage: Eukaryota; Fungi; Ascomycota; Leotiomycetes; Helotiales; Helotiaceae.